CAAGCGGCUCCAACAUGUUCACAGCUCCUCAGAAUUCAUAAUCUCCUCCGAUCGUAAAAUCCCCAAACUAAACCUUGAUUUGAUUUUCUAGGGUUUAAGAAUCCGUCCAUCCCCGGAUCGCAUCGAAGAAGGAAAAGCCUCUUCGCAAUCACACAAUGGUUCUUUUACAGCCUGAUCCAUUUCUUAACGAACUCACUAGCAUGUUUGAGAAAAGCACCGAGAAGGGUUCCGUCUGGGUUACCUUCAAACGAUCAUCCAUGAAGUCUAAGGUGCAGAGGAAUAAAAUGAAAACUGCCGGUGAGGAAAUUGAUUACCGAUGCCUUAUUCGUGCAACACUUGGGAAUAAGACAAUUUCUACUUCGGUUGGGCCAAAGGAACACCAGCGGUUUCAAUCCUCUUAUGCAACCAUCCUAAAGGCUCAUAUGACGGCUUUAAAGAAGCGGGAGAGGAAGGAAAAGAAGAAGGCUGCAGAAUCAGAUAAGAAAGGAGGUGCAAAGAAGCCGAAGAGAGUGUGACAGAGUCCCUUUCUGUACAGCCCUGCGAAACUGGAAUUAAGUUUGUGUUAAUGUUUCCAUUUCAACUUUGGUCGAGGAUUUAGAAUCAGAAAAAAGGAAAAAGAGAAUUUCCCAAUUUUAUGGGCUUAUAGGACUUGAGCACAAAUUGUUUUUUUUUCUUUUGUUGAGAUUGAGGAUGAGAUACUAAAUUCUGCUGGAUAUGUCCUCAUGAUUUUGGAUGAAUCAACAGGGAGUUCUUUUGCAGAUA
Molecule: messenger RNA, 762 nt
Organism: Pyrus x bretschneideri (Chinese white pear)
Lineage: Eukaryota; Viridiplantae; Streptophyta; Magnoliopsida; Rosales; Rosaceae
Product: signal recognition particle 14 kDa protein
Exons: 4
Coding region: 156-515 (119 amino acids)
Biological process (GO): SRP-dependent cotranslational protein targeting to membrane
Cellular component (GO): signal recognition particle, endoplasmic reticulum targeting
Molecular function (GO): 7S RNA binding; endoplasmic reticulum signal sequence receptor activity
Source: RefSeq, a predicted model, not a curated record